UUCAUCUUCAAACAUCCCAUAAUCAACAAGUACUAAUCAGCUGGGAAAUUAACUACUGUUCUUGAAAUUGAUUAUUGAUUAAUUAAUUAAUUCAGAAACGCUCAUUAAUUACCGAUUAAAACAAUGGCGAUUCUGCAGCGUUUCCUUCUGGCUUCGGUGUUUGUUUCUUGCUUGGUUGCCACUUGCUACGGCGGCGUUUCCUUCAAAUCUCUUCACCCAACUCUCACCGUCACCGCCACACACAAAGAAGGAGUUCUGAAAGCUGGGUUGGACAACAUCACGGUGACGUGGGCGCUGGACCCGAGCGCGCCAGCUGGCACCGACGCUUCAUACAAGACGAUUAAGGUGAAGCUAUGCUACGCGCCGGUGAGCCAAGUUGACCGCGGCUGGAGGAAGACAAAAGACGACCUCACAAAGGACAAAACCUGCUCCCACAAGAUCGUCGCCAAACCCUACAUCGCCGGCGGCGCCGUCGCCACCGCCACCUGGACGGUGCAGAGGGACGUCCCCACCGCAAAGUACUUCGUCAGGGCAUACGCACACAACGCUUCUGACAUGGAAGUGGCGUACGGACAGACAACAAGCACCGAAAAGAAGACGAACCUGUUCGACAUCGAAGCUGUCACAGGACGACACGUGUCACUCGACAUAGCGUCGAUCUGCUUUUCCGCUUUCUCGGUUGUUUCUCUGUUCGGAUUCUUCUUCCUCGAGAGGAGGAAGACCAGGAUUGCUGAAGCUAAGUGAUCGAUGAGGGUUUUUUCUAUCUCGUGGUUUUAUUUUUAUUUCAACGCUUUUAUCUCGUUUCUGUUGUGUGUACAAGUAAAAGCGUGUUUUUCUUUACAUUUUUUUUUUAUGUUUUAUAAUUGUGUUUGAAAUUUGAUUGUAUCAAUUGUCUGAAAGGAUUUGUUGGUAUUUGGUGCUUUUGUAAGGGAUAUGAAAAAAACGCCUUAUAUACGAUGUAUAAUUAAUUAUAAGGUUGGUCGAGA
Molecule: messenger RNA, 986 nt
Organism: Erythranthe guttata (spotted monkey flower)
Lineage: Eukaryota; Viridiplantae; Streptophyta; Magnoliopsida; Lamiales; Phrymaceae
Source: RefSeq, a predicted model, not a curated record